Molecule: messenger RNA, 1059 nt
Organism: Cotesia congregata
Lineage: Eukaryota; Metazoa; Arthropoda; Insecta; Hymenoptera; Braconidae
Source: the annotation of a GenBank genome assembly
AUGGAAGCAAAACUCAAUUUUUUGGACAUAAAAUUAGUAAAUAAUGUCGGUUUUUUCUGGACAAAUAUGCACGCGUCGUUUCCAUACGACGGAAGCAGAGGAAGUGCUGGUGCAGGUGUCACAGGUGGUAGAGGCGUUGAAUAUGGAGUAAGACGUCCCGACGCUCUUUUGCCACCCCACGGGCUCGACCAGACGGACCUUGUCCUCAACUCGAGUCUCGUUGACGACCCCCAGGUGAGCGACGAUAACACUAAUGUCGAUGACGGAGGAUUUAUGAACGAUUUACCUCUUCUUAAAAAUAUAAAACAAUCAGACAGAGGAGAAAAAGGAAUGUUAUCAGGCAAUGCCCAGCCAGUGGAUGUGUUUUGCUCGGUACCAGGAAGACUAUCACUGCUAAGCAGCACCAGCAAAUAUAAGGUCACGGUCGCCGAGGUUCAAAGACGACUCUCACCACCCGAGUGCCUGAACGCGAGUCUUCUAGGCGGCGUUCUAAGAAGUAGCCUAUCGGAUCCGGCCCUUGCUUACCAAAGCAUUGGACCGGGUUCGAGUCCGGCGUACACCAAUGAAUAUUUUCAAUAUUUAAGUGAGGCUAUUCACCUUGCCAGGGACUUUGGAUACGUGUGUGAGACGGAGUUCCCGGCGAAGCAAGUUGCCGAAUACCUCAGUCGGCAGCACUGCGAGCCCCAGGACUCGUACAGGAGAAAAGAGCUGCUUCAUGCCACCAAACAAAUCACCAAAGAGCUGAUGGACCUGCUGAAUCAGGACAGGUCGCCGCUGUGCAACACCAGACCGGCACACAUCUUGGACCCGAAUAUACAAAGACAUUUGACCAAUUUCUCUCUGAUAUCUCACGGGUUUGGAAGUCCGGCUAUUGUUGCUGCUUUGACGGCAAUUCAGUGGACUCUCGAUAACUCGAACUUCAAUAGAAAUGAUAAAAACUUUGAGUUAACAAGUUUUAGAUUUAACAAGAUUAGACCAAAAAUUAAGAAAACACUUGAUUUCUGUUAUAUAAAGCAUAUUUGUUUUAAAAAAUUACAAAUUAAUAAGACUUGUUAUUAA